Molecule: messenger RNA, 1302 nt
Organism: Gadus morhua (Atlantic cod)
Lineage: Eukaryota; Metazoa; Chordata; Actinopteri; Gadiformes; Gadidae
Exons: 8
Coding region: 89-1117 (342 amino acids)
Cellular component (GO): plasma membrane
Molecular function (GO): transmembrane signaling receptor activity
Source: RefSeq, a predicted model, not a curated record
GAAAUAGCACAUCACUAGCCACUACUCAAAUAGCUCUGUCACAAACACUCGCAAAGGCAAUCAGUUCCAAUCUACCGUCUUUGUGCACAUGGCUCCUUUUCUUGUUAUCGUUGUUACCCUCUGUGGACUCACAGGAACUCACAGCCUCACUACGGUGAGUGAAGAAGUGUCUGUGAAAGUAGGGGUCAGGGUUUCCAUUCCAUGUCUAUACCAACCAAGCCAUAAGAACCAUGUUAAGUACCUUUGUAAAGGAAUGGCUUGGUUGUUAUGUGAUAUAAUAAUCACAACCAACUCAGGGAGUAGUUUUCCAGAAGGCCAGUACACAAUCUCUGAUGACCCGGACCAAGGGGUCUUCACAGUAUCCAUCACAAGCCAAGAGGAGGGAACGCAAACCUACUGGUGUGCUGUGGAGAUACCUGAUGCCUUAGAUGAGGGAACACGUUUCCAACUUUUAGUGUCCGAAGGCGACUCCAGUCUGUAUGUGGAUCAACAGGAAAUAAUAGGAUUUGAUGGAGAUAGUAUAAAUAUCAGUUUUCACUCUAAAACACACGGCAAACCAGGAUGGUGCAAACUGGGCCACUGCAAGGAAAAACAGGAUGGCUUUAUUGAAAGUUCACAAGUCUCAAUUGAUGCAAGCAAACAAGACGUUUUUGUGGUGACUAUGAAGGACCUAGACAUGGAAAGCAGUGGUUGGUACAUUUUUUUCCAAGGGCAACUAAAUAUGCCAAUACAUCUAACAACGAAUUCAAUCACCUCAACAACUGUGAGCACUUUGUCAGGUGUGGUGUCCACUAAAAAGAUUACAGAGAAGGAACAUGAACUUGUUCUCAGAGACGACCUAAAGAUCCUGCUCCUUCCUUUCGGCAUAUUGCUGUUCAUUAUAGCAGUGGCCCUGUUGGUUUUGUGGAUGUUCCACAGUAUGUUGAAACGGCGAGCCGAAAGAAAACGUAUAGCAAUCACAGGAUCGUCUGAGCCAGACGUUUUUUAUAGUAGUGUGAUGCCGAUGCAUUCCAGGGCAGCACAGAAUAAAUCUACUGGUGACAUGAAUCUCAAGAAUAACCCAAACGAGGAUGGAAAUAUAACAUACAGUGUUAUUGGCCCCCAUCCAAGAAUAUAAAUCAUCCAUGCCAUUCAAUUGAUCAUACGCUUGUGACUUCAACACUUAAGAUGAUUUUCAUUCGCAUUUUGAGUAGGCUACUAUUUAUCUUACAUGUAUACAAUAUAAAUGUGUCCUCCCUGUAAACUAUCCACACACACACACACACACACACACACACACACACACACACACACACACACACA